AUGAUUUCUACUAUCAUUCGGUUGAUACUUGUUGGAGCUGCCGCGGCGUUCCUCGUUGCGGCAUCUAAUAGCAACCAAAAUCUGACUGUACCGGAACAAGUGUCCUCCUGUCAGCUCGAGUUUCAUCCCACCAACAACACCGUCACUGUGGGUGGAGUGCCAUGGUUGGCAUUGGGUCAUGCCUGUGUCCGAUUGGAUGGUCAGGAGUUUUGUCGCAACCUGAGCAGCAGUCCUCCUCUCUUUCAUCAGCCUACUACUCGAUCACGGCUUGACACGGAUCCCUUGGGAAACUUUCAAGAAACAGCAUCCACACUCCACAUGGGCAAUCAGAAGCAGAAAAAAGAAUGGGAGGUUUUCUAUCGAGACUACUACAACCACCAUGAAAAUGGAAUGAAGCGGGACACGACGACUCUUGUCUUUGGACAAUCCUUUCCGACGACACUCCACCAAACCGCAUUCCCCGCCAAUACCACAACAGACGCGGCAAAUCUCGGAGUGGCGUCUUUGUUUCCGUCCUUUCGAAUUCUUGCUCCUCAAAGUAAAAUGGGGUUUAUCGAAUUGCACGGACAAAUGGCAGGACACGAAUCCUAUCGGAUCGACACCAUCGAUGCCUUGGCACAACGAGAAGAACUACUCAAAGGAGGUCCUCUGGCAUUGUUCACCCCGCAGUGCAUGGUAAUUUUGUCCACGGCAUCAUCCUUCAUGUCCACCAGUCCCGUCUUUCGAAACGACCUGCAAGAGUACGGAUUUGGUGUCAUGGGAUCCAUACCCGAAAUUCCCAAGGGACAUAACUUAUCCGUCAUAUUGUCCUCGUCUCCCAUUCUUCCAAAGCAGCAUGCUGGCCCGGACAGGAUCCGACAAGCCUUUCAACAAUGGGGUGCCAAAUUGCAAAAACUCUACAAGACAUCCCGUCCGAGACUAAAUGACAAGACAUUGCAAUAUCUACAGUACAACACGGACAAUGGAGCCUUUUACUAUCAUCAAACCACGGAACAGGAACAACCAGACGACAACAAGCACAAGCAGAAUAAGACCUAUCAACAAACGAUACUUGACUUGAAACGACACGCCCAAGCUGCGGGAUUGCCCAUUCGCAAUUGGUUGGCCGAUUCGUGGUGGUACUAUCAGGGACGCGGGGGUGGCGUCAAGACAUGGGAGGCUCGUCCCGAUGUCUUUCCCGAUGGAUUGGAGUACAUUCAGAAACAGACGCAUUGGGACAUUGUGGCACACAAUCGGUAUUGGUCGGCCGAUAAUACAUAUGCCAAACAAAAUGGAGGCGACUACGAAUUCAUCAUGGAAGACUUGCGUUCGACUGCCACCAAAACAACGCCCACGGCCAUUCCAGUGGAAACGCGGUUUUGGAUGGACCUAUUCCAGUCUGCCCAAGAACGCUGGGGGUUGACUGUCUACGAACAAGAUUGGAUGGACGUGCAAAUGGAAAAUAUGGAUUACUUGCUGCAAAACGUAUCGAGUGCACAAACGUGGUUGACCCAAAUGGGACAAGCCGCCAAACAACGUCGCCUGCCAAUGCAAUGGUGCAUGACGUGGCCCCGGCAUGUCCUGCAAUCGUUGACUUGUGAUCAAGUCACGCAGGCACGGGCAUCGGGAGACUACCGUCCUUCGCUGGGGCGACGAAACUGGGAUAUGGGAGUCUCGGGUGGCAUGUUUUUGGAUGCCCUAGACAUUGCACCACUCAAGGAUAGCUUUUGGAGUUCAUCGGUACCGCAGAAUCACUCCUACCAUUACGACGGGGGGCUUCACAAUCAGGAAGUGGCCUCACGAUUGCAUUCCGUGGUUGCCACUUACUCGACCGGGACAGUAUCCCCGUCGGAUAGCAUGCUUCAUUGGAAUGUCAGUCGCAUCAUGCAGUCGUGUGCGGCCGAUGGAAGACUGUUGCAACCGGAUCUACCAGCGGCUCCCACCGACACGACAAUUCUCGAAGCGGCAGGACUCUUCAAGCCGCUGCACGAUGAAAUCCGCCAUGGCAAACCAAAACGACGACAAGUCUGGAGUACCAUGACAAACCUUUCCGGGUACACUUACACGUAUCUGUUGGCGAUUGAGAGUCCGUCCUUUGCAUUGACAAAAGCCGACCUGUAUCAAUCUCAAAGCAACAACAAUACUCGAGGCAACGUUGUGUGGGAGCUAGACACCAACACAUUUGCACCCACCACAACACUGCCGGUGAGGGUCCCUCAAAGCACCGAAACGGACAUUCACGUCUAUGCCGUCGCACCCAUGCUGCCGAAUGGCUAUUGCUUUUUGGGCGAAGCCGAAACGAAAUGGACCCCUGUCAGUCAAGCUCGCUUUUCCGGGCUGGCAGUCACAUCGACUGGAUUCGGCGUCAAUGUGCGAGGAGCACCAUCGGAAGUGGCGCAGUUGGUGAUUCGCAAGCCUUCCAUGCACAGCGAAGAAGAUGACGAGUAUAUUCGAGUUGCAUGCAAGAUUCCUUCCUCUGGCAUGGCAGUCUUUUCGAGCCAAGACAUGUCAUGUGGAUCCCCGUCUGCGAUGGAAUAG
Messenger RNA from Seminavis robusta, 2517 nucleotides. Lineage: Eukaryota; Bacillariophyta; Bacillariophyceae; Naviculales; Naviculaceae. The record is from the annotation of a GenBank genome assembly.